AUGUUCGGCAGCGGCGACGCAGCGGCGAACGGGUUUUUCCCGCACACGCGGCUGUCCGAGCAGGCAGUGGUGCUGUACCAGGCCGGCUACCUGACGCCGCCGGACACGCGCCUCCCUGCGGGAUGGCAUCUCAGCGUCGGCGGGGUGGGGGUCCCACCGGCGCCGCCCGUCGGGAGCCCUCGGUGGUGCGCCGACGUCGCCCAUCCCCCCGGUAAGCCGCCGACAACACGGCGUACUGGGAGGCGCUGUUCCAGGGCGAGCGGGCGGCCGAGCUCGCCCAGUUCGACACCGCCAACCCCUCGUCUGGACGGCACAACAUCGUCGGGCGCAGGGCUUGGUGGGGCGUGCCCGGCCGCACGCUCGCCGCCGUCCUCGACCACCUCGACAUCGGCGCGCCCCUACCCGAUGCUCUCCCCGACCCCCCCUUCGCCGCAGCCGAGGUCCGGAGGCCUCUCCCCGCGCCGCAAGAAGAUGGCUGUGAAGAAGCGGCCUGCGGCGCGCCCGGCCCACGGCAUCAUCAUCCGCGACGGGCCGCCGCCGCCGCCGUCGCCCGGCGCUCCCACCCAGGAGGAGCCGGCUCCGUGGUGGGCGCAGGAGUGUGGCGUGCAGACGUCGUUGGCGGCUCCCGGGGAUCCCGAGGAGUUCCAGGGCUACCAGACAGCCAUGGUGCUCUCGGCGGUGGAGCCGCCUCGGAUGACCGAGGAAGAGGCGCUCGCCUGGUCGGCGCGCGACUGGGAGCAGAUACUGUCGGCGGGACACGGCGGCAGCAGAGGCGCCAGUAGCAGUGCCGGGUUCGUCCCGGUGAAGGACGAGCCGGUCUGCGACGGCAGCGAUGACAAUGACUUUAGUUGGAGUUUCCUAGAUUAG
This is a messenger RNA of Brachypodium distachyon (stiff brome), 867 nucleotides long. Its product is annotated as formin-like protein 14. Lineage: Eukaryota; Viridiplantae; Streptophyta; Magnoliopsida; Poales; Poaceae. The transcript has a single exon. The coding region runs from base 1 to 867 and encodes 288 amino acids. The record is from RefSeq and is a predicted model, not a curated record.